Messenger RNA from Lachancea thermotolerans CBS 6340, 5289 nucleotides. It is a transcript of the gene FKS3, whose product is annotated as putative 1,3-beta-D-glucan synthase. Gene Ontology annotation, molecular function: 1,3-beta-D-glucan synthase activity. The record is from RefSeq and is a predicted model, not a curated record. Bases 1 to 5289 code for a protein of 1762 amino acids. The transcript has a single exon. Gene Ontology annotation, biological process: fungal-type cell wall polysaccharide biosynthetic process; (1->3)-beta-D-glucan biosynthetic process. NCBI's taxonomy places the organism in Eukaryota, Fungi, Ascomycota, Saccharomycetes, Saccharomycetales, Saccharomycetaceae. Gene Ontology annotation, cellular component: plasma membrane; 1,3-beta-D-glucan synthase complex.
AUGGAAGACGAGCAGUUCUCUGCGUGGUAUCAUGACGGCGAGGCGCCGGUUACCAGAACCGAACUCCGGGACAUCUUCGACGAUCUGGCGCGCAAGUUUGGGUUCCAGCAAUCGUCGAAGGAAAACAUGCAGCAGCAUAUGCUAGCGCAGCUUGACUCGCGGGCGCGGCGCUCCAGUGCAAGGACCGCGCUAACAUCUCUUCACGCGUCGUACAUCGGAGGCGACGAAGCGAAUUUCAAAAAGUGGUAUUUUGCCGCGCAGCUCGAUCUGGAUGAGGAGAUCGGGUUCCAAAACUUAAAGCUGCACGGAAAAGCGCGCAAGCGCAAUCUCAAGCACGCUAAGGAGCGCGGGGUGUCCAUCGAAGAGCAAAUCCGCUUGUGGAAGGAGCAGGAAGAGGAGUUCGCGAAUAGCCACCCGAAGCUACCCUUCACGCAGACCCAGCCCAAAAUCAACGAGAGUUUUGCAACUGCAGACUACAAGUGGAAGCUGCGGAUGCGCGACCUGGAGCCUGGCCAGAUGGCCCGGCAGCUUGCGCUGUAUUUUUUGUGCUGGGGAGAGGCAAACCAGAUUCGGUUCACUCCUGAGUGUCUGUGUUUCAUUUUCAAGUGCGCCCUGGACCACGAUGUGAGUGAAGCGGACGUAUGCCAGGCUAGUAAGCCUGAGUUCUCCUACCUCGAUGACAUAAUAACGCCGCUUUACCGCUUCCUGCGCUCCCAAGUAUAUCACGUGGACGAAACCAAUGGCAAGAUGACUAGACUCGAAAAAGAUCAUAAGGACAUCAUCGGCUAUGAUGACGUGAACCAGCUUUUUUGGUACCCCGAGGGCAUCGAGAGGCUGGUUCUUGAAUCGGGGGAGCGCCUGAUUGACAAGCCGUCGCACGAGAGAUACUUGAGUCUAAAAGAUGUCCUGUGGUCCAAGGCUUUCUACAAAACCUACAAAGAAACCAGAACGUGGAUGCAUUGCGCAACAAACUUCAAUCGCAUAUGGAUAAUUCACCUUUCUACGUUCUGGUUCUUUACCUCAUUCAACGCGCCAACGCUGUACACUAAGGACUACGUUCAGCUCCUCAAUAACCCACCUACACGGCAGGCGAGGUUGUCUGCAGUUGCAUUGGGCGGUACCUUAACGUGUAUCAUCCAGAUAGUAGCCACGCUAUUUGAAUGGAGUUUUGUACCAAGGAAGUGGCCUGGUGGCCAGCAUCUGACCCGACGCAUGAUAGCGCUAUUGGUCUGCUUGGCAAUCAAUUUUGCGCCGUCUGUUUACGUUUUUGGGUUUUUCGAUUUGGAUGUUCACUCAACUUACGCAUACACAGCAUCGAUAAUUCAGCUCAUAAUUGCGAUUGUGACAACAUUUUUCUUCGCCAUAAGGCCCUUAGGGGGGCUGUUUGAAUCGUACCUGUUCAAAGGUCGCAAAAAAAGAAGAUACACAUCUUCUCAGACUUUCACGGCACAAUUUCCUAAGCUCAUGGGUAGAAGUCGGUGGUUUUCGUGGGGCCUGUGGUUUUUUGUUUUCCUCGGAAAGUUCAUAGAAUCAUAUUUCUUCUUGACCCUAUCUCUGCGAGAUCCCAUUCGAGUUCUUUCUAUCAUGGAUAUGAGUAGGUGCAAUGGAGACUCAUUACUGGGAUCGCAUCUCUGCCGCUUGCAGCCCAAGAUUACACUAAUAAUCAUGAUACUGACCGACCUCGUGUUAUUUUUUCUGGAUACUUACCUUUGGUACAUCAUAUGCAACUGCAUAUUCUCAAUAAUAUUGUCGUUUUCUCUCGGAACAUCGAUCUUGACGCCCUGGAAGAAUAUUUACUCCAGACUUCCAAAGCGGAUUCAUUCUAAAAUUCUAGCAACUUCAGAAAUGGAUGUCAAAUACAAGCCCAAAAUUCUUGUAUCUCAGAUUUGGAACGCGAUGAUAAUAUCGAUGUAUCGUGAGCACCUCCUUUCAAUUGAGCAUGUUCAAAGGCUUUUAUAUCAACAAGUGGAUUCUGCAAACAUGAAUAAAAGAACCUUGAAGUCUCCUACUUUCUUUGUUGCCCAAGACGAUUCAACUUUCAAGUCCAUGGACUUUUUUCCAGAAAACUCAGAGGCAGAAAGAAGAAUCUCCUUUUUUGCACAGUCUUUGUCAACACCCAUCUCUGAGCCUAUUCCAGUUGAGUGCAUGCCGACAUUCACCGUUCUCAUUCCUCAUUACUCUGAAAAGAUUCUGUUGAGCUUGAAAGAGAUUAUAAAAGAGGAAUCUACCAAGUCUCGGAUAACCCUAUUGGAGUAUUUGAAGUACCUCUACCCAACUGAGUGGGAGUGCUUUGUUCGUGAUACCAAAUUGAUAGCAGUGGAAAACUGCUCAAUUAAUAAUGAUCAAGGCGAGAGCGAAAGUGAGGUUCUGAAGGAAGGACUGUUAGGAGUCUCGAAAGAAUAUGACGACAGAUCAAAAUUUUUCCAAGCUAAGAUCGAAGAUUUGCCUUAUCAUUGCAUGGGUUUCACUAACUCAGACCCUGAGUAUACCCUGAGAACAAGAAUUUGGGCCUCUUUACGUUUUCAGACACUUUAUAGAACGGUCUCUGGUUUUAUGAACUAUUCGAAAGCUAUAAAACUUCUCUACAGGAUAGAGAACCCCACUAUUAUACAAAAAUAUGGUGCUGAUUUUGAAUUGCUCGAAGAGGAACUAGAUCGGCUCUCAAGAGAAAAAUUCAGGAUGGUAGUUGCAAUGCAACGGUUGAAGAAAUUUGAUAGACAUGAGAGAGAAGCCGCGGAAUUCUUACUUAAGGCUUACCCAGAUAUGUGCAUUUCGUACCUUGAAGAGGUUCCCCAGGAAAACGGCGAGGCAAUAUUUUAUUCUUGUUUAAUCGAUGGUCACUGCGAUUUCGAAGAUACAACCGGAGAAAGAAAACCUCAAUUCAAAAUACGUCUUUCUGGAAACCCUAUUCUCGGAGACGGUAAAUCCGACAAUCAAAAUCACUCUCUGAUAUUCUACCGCGGGGAGUACAUUCAGGUGAUAGACGCAAAUCAAGACAACUAUCUUGAAGAAUGUCUCAAGAUCAGAUCUAUUUUGGGUGAAUUCGAAGAACUUGAUUUAGACCAAAGCAUGCCAUAUAUUCCUGGCGUUGAUUCCGGAGGCGAUGCACCCAUCGCGAUUGUUGGCGCUCGGGAAUACAUUUUCUCUGAAAACAUAGGGGUCUUAGGGGAUAUAGCUGCUGGAAAAGAGCAAACCUUUGGAACUUUGUUUGCUAGGACUUUGGCAGAAAUCGGGGGAAAACUUCACUAUGGACAUCCAGACUUUUUGAAUGGUAUUUUCAUGACUACAAGGGGGGGAAUUUCAAAAGCUCAAAAGGGAUUGCAUUUAAAUGAAGACAUUUAUGCGGGAAUGACAGCAGUGUGUCGUGGAGGCAGGAUAAAACAUAGCGAUUACUAUCAAUGCGGAAAAGGAAGGGAUUUAGGGUUCGGAUCAAUUAUGAACUUCACCACCAAAAUAGGAGCAGGAAUGGGCGAACAGUUAUUAUCUCGAGAGUAUUAUUAUCUAGGAACUCAGCUACCCAUUGAUCGUUUCCUUUCCUUUUUUUAUGCGCAUGCGGGGUUUCACUUAAACAACCUUUUCAUAACAAUGUCGGUACAGAUUUUCUUUAUCCUACUCAUCAAUCUGGGAUCACUCAAUCAUGAAGUUAUUCGGUGCGAGUACAAUAAAGACCUUCCAAUAACAGAUCUGGAGAGGCCAAUUGGAUGUUACAACAUUUUGCCAGUUUUGCAUUGGGUGAACAUCUUUGUGCUGUCCAUUUUUAUUGUUUUCUUUAUCGCUUUUGCUCCUCUAUUGAUCCAAGAACUGUUAGAAAAGGGCGCUUGGAAGGCAUUUUCUAGACUAAUUCACCAUUUGUUUUCGCUCGCUCCACUUUUCGAGGUUUUUGUCUGCCAAAUUUACGCAAGGUCACUUCUCACAAAUGUAACAUUCGGUGGUGCCAAAUACAUAUCGACAGGGAGAGGAUUUGCCAUUACAAGACUCGACUUCCCUGAGCUGUACUCAAAAUUCGCUAAUACAUCAAUUUACGCGGGGUCAAAAAUAUUUUUGAUGCUCUUGUUUGCUACAGUUUCGAUGUGGCAGCCCGCACUAUUGUGGUUCUGGAUAACGGUGGUCUCCAUGUGUUUAGCGCCCUUUCUUUUCAAUCCACAUCAGUUUGCAUUCACUGACUUUUUUGUGGACUACAGAAAUUUCAUCCACUGGCUUUCUCGGGGAAAUUCAAAAUAUGAAAGGAAGUCAUGGAUUGAGCAUGUGAGAAGUUCCCGAGCAGUCUUCACAGGCUAUAAACGCAAAAUCGUUGGUGACAUAUCUGAAGAAAGCGCUUCUGAAACAAGAAGAGCACAAAUUUCAGACGUUUUUGCUGCCGAAGUCAUCAUUCCUUUGCUCACUGCCGGCCUCAGCUUCACUGCAUACACAUUCAUCAAUGCACAAACCGGCGUACCUUCAGCUACAGCCACAAGCGCGGUCAUACGACUUGGAAUUGUAACCUUUUUGCCAAUCUUUGUCAAUUUCAUUGUUUUGUUUGUAUGCUUUCAGCUGUCUUUUUUUGCAGCUCCACUGCUGUCUCUGUGCUGUAAAAAAGUUGGAGCCACCAUUGCUGCAAUUGUCCAUGGUUUUGCCGUUGUAAUAUAUCUCAUUACUUUUGAAGUUAUGUGGUGUCUCGAAGGCUGGAGCUUCACAAGGGCUCUCACGCUCCUCAUCGCCUGCAUCAGCAUUCAGAACUUUGUCUUCAAGGUCAUCACAAUAUUCUUUUUGACUCGCGAGUACAGAAACAAUAAAUCUCAGCUGGCCUGGUGGUCUGGAAAAUGGUUCACCACCGGGAUCGGUUGGAUUGCCGUCCUUCAACCUUCUAGGGAGCUGUUUGUCAAAACCAUAGAGUGCAGCUUGUUCGCCGGCGACUUCAUUUUAGGGCAUUUGAUUUUGUUUGUCCAGCUUCCUCUUGUGUUCACACCUUUUGUAAAUUAUUGGCAUUCAAUGAUGUUGUUUUGGAUGAAACCAAAAAGCUUAAUAUCCAACAAGCUUGCCUAUACAAAGAAACAGAAACUUCGAAGGAGGCGCAUUGUACAAAAAUAUCUUCCAAUCCACUGCCUUAUUCUAUUUUUGUUCAUAGGGCUCCUUGUGGCCCCAUUCUACACCGCGAAGAACCUUCCACUGGGUCCUGACACUUUUAAGAAUUCGUUCUUGGAUGGACUCAUUCAGCCAAAGAGCCAGGACAACAAUGACACUGGAACACGGGCUCCUUCUUACAUUCUUACUACGACUCCUCCGAUGCCAGUGUUUAGAACUGUUCGCUAG